Messenger RNA from Lotus japonicus, 3232 nucleotides. RefSeq lists its product as uncharacterized. The coding region runs from base 254 to 2812 and encodes 852 amino acids. NCBI's taxonomy places the organism in Eukaryota, Viridiplantae, Streptophyta, Magnoliopsida, Fabales, Fabaceae. Gene Ontology annotation, molecular function: protein phosphatase regulator activity; protein phosphatase binding. The transcript is spliced from 19 exons. The record is from RefSeq and is a predicted model, not a curated record.
CGUGGGAUAGGUUUCUGUUUGUGUGGCAAUUUCGUUUGCGAUUUAUUUUCUUGCCUCUCUCUCUUUCCUUCUCUCUCUCCAUUUCCCCUCUUUCGAUCCCUUCUUCUUCUCGAUCGAAAUUAGGGUUUACGCACCACCACCUCCAUCACCUUCUUCAUCCAGAUUCGCUCGAUUUCCAGAUCCACGAAGCUUCUGCUUCUGCUUCUUCCACCUUCCCCUUUCUUCUUCAACUUCUCCUUCUUCUUCCAACCACAUGUUUUGGAAGCUCGCUUCUAUUUCGGCUUCUUCGCCUGUGGAAGCAAUAUUAGAUAGGGAGAAUUUCACUUUAGAAGAGCUUCUGGAUGAAGAAGAAGUAAUCCAAGAAUGCAAGGCCCUAAACAGUCGUCUCAUCAACUUUCUGAGAGAUCCAGUUCAGGUUGAACAAUUAUUGCGCUAUAUUAUUGAAGAACCACCAGAAGAUGCUGAAAGUAAACGGGCCUUCAAGUUUCCAUUUAUUGCUUGUGAGAUUUUCACAUGUGAAAUUGAUGUCAUUUUGAAGACCUUGGUGGAUGAAGAGGAGCUGAUGAACUUAUUAUUCUCCUAUUUGGAGCCUGAUCGUUCACACAGUGCCUUGCUGGCUGGCUACUUUAGCAAGGUUGUUGUUUGCCUCAUGAUUCGAAAGACCGUACCGCUUAUGAAUUAUGUUCAAGCCCAUCAGAAUGUUUUUCGUCAACUGGUUGAUUUGAUAGGAAUUACAUCCAUUAUGGAGGUUUUGGUUCGACUAGUAGGUGCUGAUGACCAUGUGUAUCCCAAUUUUAUAGAUGUGAUGCAAUGGUUGGCUGAAAGCAACCUGCUUGAGAUGAUUGUUGAUAAAUUAAGUCCAUCAUGUGCUCCUGAAGUUCAUGCCAAUGCAGCUGAAACAUUAUGUACAAUAACUCGUAAUGCCUCAUCUACCCUAGCAAUUAAACUUUCAAGCCCCAGUUUUGUUGCCCAAAUUUUGGGUCAUGCAUUGGAAGAUUCACAAUCGAAGUCCAGCCUUGUAAACUCACUUUCAGUGUGUAUUUCUUUGCUGGAUCCGAAAAGAUCUGCUAUAUCAUCUCCCCUAUUUCAUUCAUUCCGAAGUCAACACAUGUAUGAGCCACCAAUUCCUGUAAACCCAGAUACUAUUGGUGCAAUGCUCCCCAAACUUAGUGAAUUGCUAAUGCUAUUGAAUGUAUCAUCUGAUGAAAAACUAUUGCCUACAACAUAUGGAGAAUUGAGACCUCCACUUGGGAAGCAUAGAUUGAAGAUUGUCGAGUUCAUUGCGGUUCUUUUAAAAACUGGAAAUGAAGCAGCAGAAAAAGAAAUGGUGGACUCAGGAACCAUUCAACGAGUUAUUAAUCUUUUCUUUGAGUAUCCAUACAAUAAUUCAUUACACCAUCAUGUAGAAAGUAUAAUAUUAUCGUGCCUGGAGAGCAAAACUGAUGCUAUUGUUAAUCAUCUUCUUCGAGACUGCGAUUUAAUUGGAAGAAUUCUCCAAGCAGAUAAACAAUCUAGUCUCUCUCCUGACAGAGAUCUGCCAACAGUACCUGCUGCUGGGAAAAAGGCACCACGGGCAGGAAACAUUGGGCAUAUUACCCGAAUUUCUAACAAACUUGUUCACUUGGCAUAUAAUCGCAGUCACAUACUGACAUGUCUUCAGGAAAAUAAUGAGUGGAAUGAGUGGCAAACUACAACUCUUCAGGAGCGUAAUGUGGUUGAGAAUGUUCACCGUUGGGCUUGCGGACGUCCGACUGCUUUACAAGAUAGGAUGAGGGACAGUGAUGAUGAUGACCUUCAUGACAGGGACUAUGAUGUUGCAGCUUUAGCCAAUAAUUUGAGUCAGGCUUUUAGAUAUAAAAUUUAUGGGAAUGAGGAUAACGAAGAGGAACGUGGCAGCCUUGAUCGAGAUGAUGAGGAUGUCUACUUUGAUGACGACUCUGCUCAAGUUGUCAUAUCAUCUCUAAGACUUAGUGAUGAUCAAGGGAGUAGUCUGUUUACAAACUCCAACUGGUUUGCAUUCCAAGACGGCAGAGUUGGUGAUGCAGCUGGGGGCACAACAUCAUCAGAGAUGAUGGAUGAGAUAAACUUGAACGGUGCUGCAAAUAGUGGUAGCAGUAGUGAUGAUGAGGUAGUGGUUGGAGAGGAUGAAGAACUGGAUGAAAGCAAAAAUACUCUGAACGGUACAUCUAGCUCGAACACAGACUUUAUCAGUGGAUCAACAGACAGCAAUUCCAUGAAUGGAGGCGCUAUGAACUUUGAAAGCGAAAACACAAGUGCUUCACAUGAUACUGGAUUCUUCAGGUUUGAGGCAUCAGACAAGGAAGGGUCGUAUGGUGAUAGACCCAUGCCUGAUUGGGUGGGAUGGGGGGAACCUUCAGAUAUGCAAGUUGGUAACUCAAGCACGAAUCCCUUUGUAGAUCAUGAUGAGUCUGGAAAUAACCUUUCUAGUAAACCUGAAUUAGGUAGCCCUAAUCCUAGUUCUCCUUCAAACGGGGAAACUGUUUCUUCAAAUGGGUUGCCAUCUACUAUAGAUUCCAUGGAGGGGAUUGUGGAGUCAAGUCAAAGAUCAGGAGCAGUACCCUCGCUGUUUGAGGAGGAUGUUGAAUUUGUAGGUGUAGAAUUAGAAGGCACUGAGAAGGCUAUGGAUCAGGCUCUGAAAGAAGGGAUAGUUGGGGAAGCAGGACCAUUGAAAAGAAACAUGGUCCCUAAAGUGGCAGAAAAGGAAAAUUCCGAAGAGGGCGGUGCCGGAGUGAAGGAAUUCAAUGAUACUAACUACUGGAGGGUUGACCAAGAGGUUGCUGUUCUAGAGUGAUGGACAUGAAGGUAAAUCUUGCUUCCUGUUUGGAUGAAAAGUUGAACAACACCAGCGCACCACAUUCUUGGCACGCGGAGGCGUCUGAAGCAGAUCAAUGUACAGUAUAUUUUUGUUUCCAUUAUGUCCUUUUUCUGAUAUUCACGCAUAUUGAUAUUAAGCUUGUUUAUUAUCUUUAAGUUUUGUCUCUCUUCCUGUAAGUCAUUUAUGGGUUUUCCCACAUUUAACGAAUUUAAUCAGCUCUUCGUUUUGGGUUCAUUUCGACAUUGAUGCUAAUUUCCAUCAUGUGAGGGGUCACUGAAUGCUCCCUAGAGGGCUUUAUUUCUACAUUCGUUGAGGUUAUACAAACAUUUAGUGUGCUUCUAAAGUUUAAGGAUCUUCUCAUAACACAUGAUAUUAUCACAUGAUACUUUGUGUCUA